AGGCUACUUGCUAAAUCUCUAUGAUUCGGGGAGGUGUUUGCUUCGUGCGUUAAGAGGGCCUCUCUAGCGUGCUUGCCUUGCUUCUUUGCUUUCUUCCGGGGUGGGUGGGAGGUGAUUGUGAUGAUGGCGGACGGGGAAGGGAGGUUGGAGCCGGAGCCUUGCGCUCCUCAUCUGGAGGCAGACGCUGAGGCUGCUGGGGAGAGUGAGCUGGAAUGCGGGAUACCCCUGGACGCCAACGGCUACGUGCUGUACAGGGACAGGAAGGAGUGGGCUGAUGUUGAGCCAGUUCCUCAAGAUGAUGGGCCAAAUCCAGUUGUUCAGAUCAUAUACAGUGAAAAAUUUAAAGAUGUAUACGAUUACUUCCGAGCUGUCCUGCAACAUGAUGAAAGGAGUGAAAGAGCUUUGAAGCUAACGGGAGACGCCAUUGAGCUUAAUGCUGCAAACUACACAGUGUGGCAUUUCCGUAGGAUUCUUCUUCAGUCCUUGAAGAAAGACUUACAAGAGGAACUCAGUUACAUUACAGCUAUCAUUGAAGAUCAGCCAAAGAAUUAUCAAGUCUGGCACCACAGACGGGUGUUGGUGGAGUGGCUGAAGGAUCCAUCGCAAGAGCUUGAAUUUAUAGCAGACAUUCUUAACCAAGAUGCUAAGAACUACCAUGCAUGGCAACACAGGCAGUGGGUCAUCCAGGAAUUUAAGUUGUGGGAUGAUGAAUUGGAAUACGUUGAACAGCUUUUGGAAGAAGAUGUCAGAAACAACUCCGUCUGGAACCAAAGAUUCUUUGUAAUUUCAAACACAACUGGUUACAAUGAUCCUACUGUUCUAGAGAGAGAAGUCCAGUAUACUCUAGGAAAGAUCAAGAUGGUGCCUCAUAAUGAAAGUGCUUGGAACUAUUUGAAAGGGAUUUUGCAGGAUCGUGGCUUGUCAAAAUAUCCAAAUCUGUUAGAGCAGCUGCUGGAAUUGCAACCAAGUCAUAGUUCUCCCUACUUAAUUGCCUUCCUGGUGGAUAUAUAUGAAGACAUGCUAGAAAACCAGUGUGAAAACAAGGAAGAAACUCUUAACAGAGCAUUAGAGCUAUGUGAAACCCUGGCUAAAGAAAAAGAUAUAAUACGGAAAGAAUACUGGAAAUACAUUGGAAGAUCCCUUAAGAAUAAACACAGCCCAAAUGCAGAACAGAAUGUGCCAAAUGAAAAUGAUCAACAGUAGUUUCAUCUAAGGGGAAACUACCUUCAGUUCUGUCUAUAUUAAAGAAACUCUCAGACUGGGGAAAGCAAGGCAGGCAGUUAUAUAGAGUGUUGUCCCCCUUAUCUCCCCACCCCCAUAAGUUGUUACUAUAUAUUGCUGCAGAGGUCUUGCUUCUAACCACACCAAGAGUACAAAGCGUUCUGCAUAACACUGACCCAUGGUUACUGCUGCUAUACAUAUUAGAUGUGGGGUUGUCCAAAGCACUGUGCUUAAAAAACAAGCAAACAAACCCUUAGUAAUUACUUGAAUUGUACCAAAUAAAUGAAUUGUUUAACAGUGUAUGAAUAAUGCUGUACUAGCUAUUUUAAUGCCCUAAAUCCGUUGCUGGCCUUGGCCUCCACACAGUGGCUCCUGUUUUCAUAAAGCAAGUGCAUGUAAGAUUCUGAGUUGGAUUGCAGAGACCUUGUGUGCAGUGGAUAUAUGGAGUAAUUUUAGUUACUGUAAGGAGGGAAUGCAGUUGUCUAUUGGAGCAGCUAUGCAACACUGAUUGUGUUACCAUUGUACCCAACUAAUGCCAUCAAUAAUUUGUAAUAAAAGUAUAGAUAACUUAUACAAGG
Hemicordylus capensis (graceful crag lizard) is the source of this 1799-nucleotide messenger RNA. RefSeq names its product farnesyltransferase, CAAX box, alpha (gene FNTA). Gene Ontology annotation, biological process: protein geranylgeranylation; protein farnesylation. Bases 121 to 1203 code for a protein of 360 amino acids. NCBI's taxonomy places the organism in Eukaryota, Metazoa, Chordata, Lepidosauria, Squamata, Cordylidae. Gene Ontology annotation, cellular component: cytoplasm; CAAX-protein geranylgeranyltransferase complex; protein farnesyltransferase complex. Gene Ontology annotation, molecular function: protein farnesyltransferase activity; CAAX-protein geranylgeranyltransferase activity. The record is from RefSeq and is a predicted model, not a curated record. The transcript is spliced from 9 exons.